CGAAUAACCACCUGCACAUGUUGGGUACCAUUCAAGAUUCAAGACUAAAUUAUAAUGUACACACACAUCGUUGCGCCCUCGAUCAUAAUGGCGAGCUGCGUCUGAUGUGAACAUGCCCACUUGAAUGAGCCCAAGUAUAACGAAGGCGACUUUCUUUCUCCGCAUCACUGCACUGCAGCCAACUCCACGUGCGACAAAGUCCCAGUCAAGUCCGAACCAAUUUGAACUUCUGACGCUGCAGUGCUGUACUUGAUCUCAAUUACAAACACCGCCAACACCUCGCUUUCCAAGCACACUGCCACUACUACCUAGGUGCUCUCCUCCGGUUCUGCUCCCUCCCGGCUCUUUGGGUUUUGUUUCCAAAACCUACACAAAUCCGUUGCCCGCCAUGGCGCAAAACCAACCAUCCAAAUCCAAACCUCCCGGCCCUGGCGCCCAACAAUCCCGCAACGAAUACAUCCCCUCUUUCAUCUCGAAACGGCCCUUCUGGGCGGAAACGACCUCCGACGCAGACUAUCUCGAGCAUCAACGUCUACAGUCGGCGCCUAAGGACACACUCGACCAAGCGAAAUGGUACGACCGGGGCAAACGCGCGGGGCCCGCAGCGACCAAGUUCCGCAAAGGCGCAUGCGAGAACUGCGGCGCCAUGACACACAAGACGAAAGAAUGUCUCAGUCGGCCGAGGAAACUAGGCGCCCGCUGGACGGGCAAGGACAUCCAGGCGGACGAGGUGGUCGAGGAGGUACAGCUAGGGUGGGACGCAAAGCGAGACCGAUGGAACGGCUACGACCCUCGCGAAUACAGCGCGGUAAUCAAAGAGUACGAAGAACUGGAAGCACUGAAACGGGCGGCGGCGAAAUCAAAAGGCCGCGGAAACGACGAUGGAACCGCGGACGAUGCCGAUGGCGACGCCGAUGCCCGAUACGGCGAAGAGACAGACAUGGGUCGAUCACAACCGACGUCGACGCGACAACUUCGCCUGAGAGAAGACACGGCGAAUUACCUGCGCAACCUGGACCUAGACUCGGCGCGGUAUGACCCGAAAACACGCACCAUGGACACAGCAGCCCUCAAAGCUGCAGGCGGAGACGAACUCGACGCCGACGAAGGGUUUGUGCGACCCGCGACCGACGACGCGGCCGAGUUCGAACGGGCACAACGGUACGCCUGGGAGACGCAAGAAGCCGCGAAAUCGAACUCGACCAAGAAACUGCAUUUGCAGGCGAAUCCGACCGAAGGCGAGAUUCUGCGCAAGAAACGGGAACAAGAAGCCGCGGAGAAAAAGGCCGCCGCCCGUAAAGCCCUGCUGGAGAAAUACGGCGGGGACGAACACCUGGUCAAAGAGACGCCUGCCAAAAAGGCGCAAAAGGUCCUGGCCAACGAGCGCUACGUCGAGUACGACGACUCCGGCCGCAUCAAGGGCGAGGAGAGGAAAGUGGCCCGUUCAAAGUAUCCCGAGGAUGUGCUUGUCAAUAACCACACGUCAGUUUGGGGAAGCUGGUGGCACAAUUUCACGUGGGGAUAUGCUUGUUGUCAUUCUACCGUCAAGAACAGCUAUUGUACAGGUGAAGCCGGGCGCAUUGCUUUCCAGGAGGCCGAGGGAAUGAGGACAGGUCAAGCUUUGGCUCUGGAAGGUGGUGAGGCAGGUCCGAAAGCAGGACUGGAUGAAGAGACCAAACUCAACACCAAUAUGGAUGGAGAAAAGGACACAGUACAUCCCGAUAAGCUCGACCCUGACUCUUCAACCGCGGGCGACCGGAGAGGCGAUACCGAUUCAAACCAGCCAGCAAGAGGUCAUGCAAAGAAACGAACCUUGCAGGAAUUGCAGUCCGGCAUCUCGGAAGAAGAACUUGAAUCGUACAAGCGCAAUCGCCUGGCCGCGGACGAUCCCAUGGCCAACCUGCUUGGGAAAGACGAACUGGUUGAAAUGCAUUGAUGAACUCGGCUAGAGUGAAAAAAUUGUAAUAAAAGCUUAAUCUCAGCUACGUAUCGUCCCAUGCGUAUCAUUCCUCCCAGUUUGCUCCCUUGCUAUGUCGACACAGAAAUAGCGUAGGGACGCGGUCAAACUACCAUAUGCGAUGGUCAAAUGCAGGCACGAGAAAAACAAUAGGAUUUGUUUGGUCUACCAAUGUCUUCCACAAUGUCACGUCCAUCUCUCCAUGCUCAGGCCUGUUGCUGCACCCCUUUAUAUUCAUCCUUCUCACCUCCUCCCAGCUGGCCGUAGGCAAAGCACCCCCAGGGAACAUUGUUCCAAUGCCACCCACCGCAAGGAUUGGAGCAUACAACCGGACGCAUCAUACGUUCCCUCCUUAUCUCAUGGCAUACCCGCUCUGACCACAGCACCAACGCAUCUCCUUCGUCCUACCAGUCACUUUCGGAUCGCCGACAGCCACGAGAGCCGCAGCAACACAUCGGGCAGUGCCAUUGCUUCCAAUCCCAUCCCUUCCAUUCCCAUUCAUUCCAAUCCCUUCCCUUCCACACCUCAUAGAAGCAAUCUUCGAUCGAGUACCACAGGUGAGCCCACCCCUUGCUCUGCUCCUUCCUCUUCUCAUUCAUUACCAAAUCCCUCACCCGGGCUCGUUCGGCUUCUUCCGCUGCAGUGAAUAGAUGAGGCGCGCUCUCCAUGCUCCUCAUGGACAUGACAAGGGAUGGAGGAUACCCCGGGGUCUGUCUCAACCUGGAAAGACUGGGCAUGGCCGGCGACCUCAACCUCAUUGAGUCCCAAUGUGACUGCUCCAGGCCAGAUACAACACCAUUGCCUUGGGGUUCAGGAAUGGGUAUCCGAGGUGAGGAUGUGGGAGGCGACAGAUAGACCGCCGGGCUCGAGUGGCCAUCUUCUGAAGAACUCAACAACUCGCUAGGACGGGCUGUCCGACCGCCUGUCCUGACAUACGGCGUCUCCUGAGAAGGUGCAGCAGAGUCUUGCUGGUAGUCGGACCUGUUCAGCAUGCGCUGUGACAAGGCAUUCUCCAUAUCAACUCUCUCACAUGCCUUAUCAAUCUCUCUCACUUGUUCAUCGAUGGCGCUCAGCUGCGCGUUGCGAGCAAUGGGAUGCGCCUCAAGACUUCUCCCGCCGAUUCCAUGACCGCUUGAUCGAGGUCCGAACCUUCCCCGAACAUAGGUUCCGUCAUCUGCCAAGGCUAGUGCUCCUGAGUCGGUAUAGGAGGUCACCACAUUAGGCGGCAGAGGGGCACGUGGAUUUUCAAUCGAAAGUGGCGGAGGACUGACAACACGGGCCCUACCCAGCAUGGCCAAAGUCCGUCGAAAGAUUUCGGCAGAAGGGCUUGUCGGAGGGCUCGGAGAACCAUGGGGACUCUGCGGCCCCAAAGCUGGAGAGCCCAAAAGUCGCGGGCUCGACGGAGCCUGUUCAUCACUCUCAUGUGAAGACCCCCAAAUCCGACCCCAUAGCGACCGACCAGGCGAAUGCAGUCUCAAGAGUCUGAAUUCUUCUGCUGCGUCCGUUCCAAAAGAUGGCAGUCCAGGCGGAGUGGGGCUUCGCUCGGGAGGUCCUUGAACAGGCCGGUUCGGAAGAGUUGGACACCAAUUGCUCCGAUCGAUAUCUCCACCAGAAGACGAUCGAUCGCGACUAACUCCUGCUGCCAGACGCUUGAGGCAGUCCAGGUCAUUCAACGACAGCGAUCGAUGGUGGUGAACUGAAGUGACCGAAGGCAGUCGCUUCUUCAGCGGCCAGGGUGACGCCGAAGCUUCUUUCGGGUGUAUUGAACGGAUCGAAAGCCGAGGAUGGACAAUUUGGGACUUUCUUUUCGGACUGGCUUCUAGUCGCGGCAAAGAGCACGACGGUCGGAUACUGUCAAUGGUAUUUUGUUCUAAGACGCUCGCCAGUUGCGGCUCCGCCCAUUGACUGUGAGGGCUUGAAAAUUCUCCAAGAGGACUGCGAGGAGAUGACGAUCGGGAGGGAUGGCCAGAGGAGUCCAAGGCGUAUUCGCCCUCGAAUGAUGGUUCCAAAGCGGGCUCACUCUCGAAUGGGAGGGCCUCGCUCGACCCGACCACUUCCGCAUCAUAUAUUGAGUCUUCAUACAAAUCUCGGCUUUCCGAGGAGUCGAAUUGACGUGAGAGGGAACGCACAGAUGUUGUACGGCGAAGAGCUCUUCGCUUUCGCGGCAGAUUAGGAUUUUGAGCUGAAACAUCGUUCAUGUUGAAUCGCUUGCCGUGGAUGGCCGAGAAACACGAGCGACACCAAGAGGACGAAGGUAACCCAUGCGGCACGUGCACCCAGUCAAGACGGUCCGGCCCAUCAGGAACCGGAACGAUGGCCUUUCCUAAACGACGGACAGCGAUAUAAGUAUGUGGUGAAGAUAAGAAUGGCUGUAGUGAGAGAAACUUUCCAUUGACGGAUUGGCAGGAAAUAAUCGGAAAGUAGUAGCAUAUCCUCCAGCCGAAGAAGAGCAGCUGCGAAGAAGCAGAGGGCAGUCGCGACGGGGUAGAUUGAGUUGUAGAAACGGCAGUAGUCGUCAAGAUGACUACCAGUACGGCAAGAAGAAUUUGAUCGGAUGAUGCUAUACCUAUACCAAUGUUGGCCCGCCAUGAUGAUACCACCACCAAGAUUGCCGCUUCUUGGAUCAGCAUUGAUCCAUGUGUCGCCACGACCAUAUGCAACCGCCACAGCCACGCGGAGCGUCAGAUCUGAUAGUUCAAAGUACAGACAGCGCAUGUUCGAACACGAAGCUGCCCCGGCCGGUACGUUAUGCACGGUGACCACAAUCAUGGCUAAACCCCGAGGAAGCCAUGUGUGAGGUUAGAUCUGGUAGUUACAUACAAGUACCGUGACUCGUAUGUCAGACAACACCCGCCUAUACCAGUAAGCUGUGCACGCUACAGAAGACACAGUGAUAGAGUCAUCAUGCUUCGUUCAACCAGUAGCCUGCGGGGAAGAGAUAUCCUUAGACGAGCGACUUUGCUGAAGAUCCUUCUUUAAGCUCUUGA
Messenger RNA from Exophiala dermatitidis NIH/UT8656, 4944 nucleotides. RefSeq lists its product as uncharacterized. The transcript has a single exon. NCBI's taxonomy places the organism in Eukaryota, Fungi, Ascomycota, Eurotiomycetes, Chaetothyriales, Herpotrichiellaceae. Bases 389 to 1936 code for a protein of 515 amino acids. Gene Ontology annotation, biological process: mRNA splicing, via spliceosome. Gene Ontology annotation, cellular component: spliceosomal complex. The record is from RefSeq and is a predicted model, not a curated record. Gene Ontology annotation, molecular function: pre-mRNA 3'-splice site binding.